Leptosomus discolor (cuckoo roller) is the source of this 2392-nucleotide messenger RNA. The record is from RefSeq and is a predicted model, not a curated record. NCBI's taxonomy places the organism in Eukaryota, Metazoa, Chordata, Aves, Leptosomiformes, Leptosomidae.
GGUGAUGGUGAGUCCAACUUCAGAGCAGUAUGACAGUUUGCUCCGGCAGAUGUCAGAGAGAAUUGAUGAGGGUUGUGGGGAGACCAUCUAUGUCAUUGGUCAAGGAUCAGACGGGACUGAAUACGGUCUGAGCGAGGCAGACAUGGAAGCAUCCUAUGCCACAUUGAAGAGCAUGGCAGAGCAGAUUGAAGCAGACGUGAUCCUCCUGCGGGAGCACCAGGAGGCAGGGGGCAAGGUGCGCGACUACCUUGUUCGGAAACGUGUGGGUGACAACGACUUCCUGGAGGUCAGGGUAGCAGUGGUUGGCAAUGUGGAUGCAGGAAAGAGCACGUUACUAGGUGUCUUGACACAUGGCGAACUAGACAAUGGCCGAGGCUUUGCUCGGCAAAAGCUCUUCCGCCAUAAGCAUGAGAUCGAGUCAGGCCGCACCAGCAGCGUCGGCAACGACAUUCUGGGCUUCGACAGUGAGGGCAACGUGGUGAACAAGCCCGACAGCCACGGUGGCAGCUUGGAAUGGACAAAGAUCUGUGAGAAAUCCACCAAGGUCAUUACUUUCAUUGACCUGGCUGGUCAUGAAAAGUACCUGAAAACCACCGUCUUUGGCAUGACCGGCCAUUUACCCGACUUCUGCAUGCUUAUGGUUGGCAGUAACGCUGGGAUUGUUGGAAUGACCAAGGAGCACUUGGGUCUGGCGCUUGCACUUAACGUUCCCGUCUUUGUUGUGGUGACCAAGAUCGACAUGUGCCCUGCCAACAUCCUGCAAGAAACCCUGAAGCUGUUACAGCGACUGCUGAAGUCCCCAGGGUGCAGGAAGAUUCCCGUGCUGGUUCAGAGCAAGGAUGAUGUCAUUGUAACAGCCUCCAACUUCAGCUCAGAGAGGAUGUGCCCGAUUUUCCAGAUUUCAAAUGUCACCGGGGAGAACCUAGAUUUGCUGAAGAUGUUUCUUAAUCUUUUGUCUCCACGGACCAGUUACAGGGAAGAAGAGCCAGCAGAAUUCCAGAUAGAUGAUACUUACUCUGUCCCGGGUGUAGGAACAGUUGUGUCUGGCACGACACUGAGAGGCCUAAUCAAGCUAAAUGACACCCUGCUGCUGGGGCCAGAUCCCCUGGGCAACUUCCUACCUAUUGCUGUCAAGUCCAUCCACCGCAAGAGAAUGCCUGUCAAAGAAGUGCGGGGAGGGCAGACUGCCUCCUUUGCUUUGAAAAAGAUCAAGCGCUCUUCCAUCCGGAAAGGCAUGGUAAUGGUGUCACCCCGCCUGAAUCCACAAGCAUCGUGGGAGUUUGAAGCAGAGAUUCUGGUGCUCCAUCACCCCACCACCAUCAGCCCACGAUAUCAGGCCAUGGUGCAUUGUGGCAGCAUCCGUCAGACGGCCACGAUUCUCAGCAUGGACAAGGACUGCCUGCGGACGGGGGACAAAGCCACCGUGCACUUUCGCUUCAUCAAAACCCCGGAAUAUUUGCAUAUAGACCAGCGGCUGGUCUUCCGCGAAGGCCGCACCAAAGCUGUGGGUACCAUCACUAAGUUACUCCAGACCACCAAUAACUCGCCAAUGAACUCCAAGCCACAGCAGAUCAAGAUGCAGUCAACCAAGAAGGGAGCUGUUACGAAACGAGAGGAUGGUGUUCCCCCUGGGAUGGCAGCUGGAGGCCCACCAGCUGGGGACGAGGGCACCUCAACAGCCGCAGCGCCACUGACACCUACUGCCCUGCAACCAUUGUCAAAAGUCGGAGGAGGCGGCCGGCGACGUGGGGGUCAGCGCCAUAAAGUGAAGUCUCAGGGAGCCUGCGUGACUCCUGCCAGUGGCUGCUGAAUUUCUUAUUCCUUCUCCCUCUGAGGAAUUCCUCCCCUUCCCUUCAUUUCUUAUCCAAAAGAUCCAGAGCAGCUUAAACCAAAACCCAUCCCAGCUGAUUGGCUGCAGAAGAAUCGUCCCUCCUCCCCGAAGGAAGCGAUGGAGAGGAGCAUAAUUUAUAAGCUAAUGAAGGUGAUAAGACACACAGAACUGAGUAACUGACACCUUCCUCCUCCCCCUAUCGACACAUUUUUGUACAUCAUGGGCUUAGUUUUUAUUCUUAUUAGUUUUUAUUAUAUUUUGUGUGCAUGAAGAUGAGAGGAGAGUCUGGAUAGAACUGAGAAGAGCCAGUUAGCUGCCUCCCUCCUCCCUCACCCCAAUUCUGUCCACAGGACUUGCUGCUCUCCUCCUGUGCACUGUCUCAGAUCCAGGGGUUAUCAGACGCCUGAAAUUUCAGGCUUGCAAAGGUUAAAACAUGUUGCUUAGGGAUGGCUCCAUAGGGCAUUGUUUCCUCACCACUGUGGCCCCAUGCCGAAUAAUGUUUCUGGAUUCCCUCCAUCUUAAACUAUUUCUCAGUGAGUUUAAUUUAAUGUUGUAGUGACU